Molecule: messenger RNA, 5081 nt
Organism: Hemibagrus wyckioides
Lineage: Eukaryota; Metazoa; Chordata; Actinopteri; Siluriformes; Bagridae
Product: alpha-2-macroglobulin-like protein 1
Exons: 35
Coding region: 27-4421 (1464 amino acids)
Cellular component (GO): extracellular region
Molecular function (GO): endopeptidase inhibitor activity
Source: RefSeq, a predicted model, not a curated record
UUAAUAAAUACCGUCACUGCUCUCGGAUGAUCAUAUCCGGCUCGAUCAUGUCCAGAUUCUGCUGCAGGAUGCGUCUCUCUGGAGUGAUCUCUGCACUUUUCUGCUUUUUGCUUUUUCCAGGAACAAUAGCUCAGAAAUCCUUUGAUGACACGAUUUACCUCCUGGCCGUGACGUCCCAGGCCGUAGGGGGCACCACAGAGACGCUGUGUGUCACGGUCAACCCCACUCACCCCAUUUCACUGGACGUCACCCUGCAGUAUAACAAAAACAGAGUCAAACUUCUGAGUCAAUCGCUUAAACUAGGGGAAUACUACCGCUGCGUCCCAUUCCAGGUUCCUGUCGUAAGCGAGGAUUCUGUGGCAUCUAUUCAACUCCAGAUUAAAUGGCAAACCAAAGUGCUGAGCAAAUCAACACAGAUUCUCAUCACACCUCCAACUCAGCUGACCAUCAUCAAGACCGACAAACCCAUCUACAAACCAGGACAAACGGUGAAAUUCCGCAUCGUCUCUCUGGAUUCCAAUUUCCACACCUACAAUCAGACGUUUCCAACAAUAGAACUGCGGGACCCAAACUCAAACCGCAUCGGUCAGUGGCUGAACGUCUCCACGAGCAGCGGCCUUGUGGAUCUGUCAUAUCCCUUAAACUCUGAGGCCACAAAUGGAUAUUAUGCCAUCUCUGUCUGGAGGAACAGUCUCACAGAGGUCACAGAACAAUUCGAGGUCAAGGAUUACGUUCUGCCGACGUUUGAGGUGACGGUCCAGCUUCCUCCAGUCAUAACCGUCCUGGACACGAGCGCUACGCUGAAAGUGUGUGCGAAGUAUACAUACGGGAAGCCAGUGAGCGGCGUGGUGAAGGCCACAGUCUGUCAUAACAGUUUCAGCUACUGGUGGUUCAGGGCAGAAAACCCACAGGCAUCAGACAUCUGUCAAAAUUAUACCAUGCAGACGGACAGGAUGGGAUGUGGAGAACAAGUCAUAAAUCUGUUGGAAUUUGCGAUAGCUGAUUUCAACUAUGAGAACGUGAUCAACGUUCAGAGUGAAGUGGAAGAACAUGGCACUGGCGUGAUUAUGAAGGGUUCAGGAAGCUCAAGUAUAACAAAUAAUAUGGUCAUGAUUUCAUUUGAGGAUUCACCAACAACAUUUAGGCCUGGAAUAAUGUAUGAAGGAAAGAUUAAAGUCACAGACCCAUACUCCAAUCCAGUGAACAGGAAGCCGGUGAAUUUGACUCUGACUUACGGGGAUAAUAUAAAUUCAGUUAAGACGCUGAUUACAAACGACAAAGGGAUCGCACAGUUUUCCUUCGACACUAAACCAUGGAGUCAGGAGUCGGUCUCUUUGAAGGCAGAGUAUAAAGAGGAUGAGAGACCAGUUGUGUAUGAGGCCAACCAUCUCACACCGUAUUACCCCGCUGCCUACCUCUGGCUCCAGCCCUUCUACUCCAAGAGCAAGAGUUUUAUUGAACUGAAGCGAGGCUCAAAUCCUUUCAGCUGUGAUAAGUCCGCUAACGUGGUGGCUGAGUAUCUGAUCAACGACAAAAUAAACCAGAAGACCUUAUCCUUCUACUACAUGGUGAUGUCCAGAGGACAUUUAGUUCAGCAAGGACGUCUCUUGGUGUCCGCCACUCAGAAAGGAGAGAUCAGGAACAGAGUGUUUGUGCCCCUGAGGAACGUCAACAAGUUGCCCCCAAUGGCUCAGGUGGUCUUGUACACACUGCUUUCCACCGGUGAGGCCGUGGCAGACAGCAUGAACUACCCCGUUCAGCCAUGUUUGACUAACAAGGUGUCUCUGAAUUUCAAAUCUCCUUCUGAGCUUCCUGGUGAUGUGACGUCACUGACCCUGAAAGCUGCUCCAAACUCGCUGUGCUCAGUGAGAGCCAUAGAUAAGAGUCUGCUGCUGCUGAAACCGGAGAACGAGCUCACCAUCGAUUCUGUGUUCAACAUGCUGCCUGUCCAGAUGUUAUCAGGAUAUUCAUACAUGGUCUAUGAGGAGGAUUCGAUCCCAUGCCCAGAGAAUCCACCUAUCAUGAUGCCAGUGGAAAGAUCGAUCGGUUAUUUUCCUUAUGGAAAAGUCGACGUGUACAACGUCUUUAGAGAUGUCGGAGUUAAGAUCCUGACCAAUGCUGAUAUUAGAUCUCCUCCGGUGUGCCAUGAAGAUAUGACGAUCAUGAGGCCUGCUGUCAUGAACGGACCAGCUAUCCUAGCCUCAGACAGUGUUUCAGCUUCCGUCCAUGAAAAACAAUCGGUCGUAACAAUCCGCAAAUAUCUCCCAGAGAUGUGGAUUUGGGAUCUUGUUUCAGUCAGUCAGUCUGGAGUGACAGCCCUUAAUAAAACAGUCCCAGACUCCAUCACUACAUGGCAGGCUGGCGCAUUCUGUACAUCACCUGUCGGGUUCGGAGUCGCACCGAAAACUGAGCUCACUGCCUUCCAGCCUUUCUUUGUGAGUCUCACCAUGCCCAGCUCCGUCAUCCGAGGAGAAGUGUUCACACUCAAAGCCACCGUCUUCAACUACCUCCAAAGCUGCAUGAUGGUGAAGGUGACUUUGGCUGAAUCAGAGCAGUUCUCAGUGACACCAUGUGAAGGCUGCAGUAACACACACUGUCUGUGUGCUGAAGAGAGCUGGACCUUCUCCUGGACCAUCACACCACUGGCUCUGGGUGAUGUGAGCAUCAGUGUGACGGCGGAGGCCAUACAGUCGUCUGCUCUGUGUGGAGAGACUGCGGUUACUGUCCCAGAGAAAGGACGCAUCGACACGAUCAUUAAGACGCUGCUAGUGCUGGCUGAAGGAACCAAACAGUAUAAAAGCUACAAUGAGCUUCUCUGUCCAUCAGAAAAUGCAGUAGAGAAGACGGUCUCACUAACCCUGCCCGAGAUCAUGGUGGACGGUACGGCCAUGGCAUCCAUCUCCGUGCUGGGAGAUCUGAUGGGUCGAGCUCUACAGAACCUGGCGAGUCUCCUGGCGAUGCCGUACGGCUGUGGAGAGCAGAACAUGCUGCGUUUCGCCCCCAACAUCUUCAUCCUGCAGUACCUGGAGAGCACCAGCCAGCUUACACCUCAGAUCAGGAGUACAGCUGAGACCUACCUCGUGACCGGAUAUCAGACGGAGCUGACCUACAAACACCAUGAUGGAUCUUACAGUGCUUUUGGGAUGAGUGAUGCAUCAGGAAACACAUGGCUGACGGCGUUCGUGAUGAAGUCUUUUGGAAGUGCGAUGAGAUACAUCUUUGUAGAUCAGGUGUUUGUGGAUCAGGCGAAGGCCUGGCUCGGUCAACAGCAGCAGGACAAUGGAUGCUUUGCCUCAGUGGGACAACUCUUCCACACCGACAUGAAGGGAGGAGUGAAUGAUGAGGUGACCCUCUCGGCGUACAUCACUGCUGCAAUGCUGGAACUCAACUAUACAGUGACAGAUCCUGUGGUGAACAACAGUCUUACAUGCCUGAGGAAUGCGUACACUCAGGUGAACUCCACCUACACCAAGGCUCUCCUCUUCUACACCUUCACCCUAGCUGGAGAUCAGGGGAUGAGGAACACACUCAUCUCAGAGCUGAAUGCAGAGGCCAUAAUCUCAGGUGGUGGGAGACACUGGAGCAGAGUGAGUGAUGGGUCAGUGACGGACUCUUUGGAGGUGGAGAUGACCUCAUAUGUGCUUCUGGCUCUGAUGUCUGGACCCGAGCUGGCCGGGUUUGGUCUGGGUUACAGUACCAGUAUCGUCCACUGGCUUUCUAACCAACAGAACGCCUUCGGGGGCUUCGCUUCUACACAGGACACUGUAGUCGCUCUCCAGGCUUUGGUGAAAUACAGUCUGGCCACCUACAGUCCAGCAGGAUCCGUAAAUGUUACUGUAACAUCACCAUCCGGGCUGAUUAACACCUUCACCAUUAAUCAGAGUAACAGGCUGCUGUAUCAGGAGACUCAGCUGCAGGAGGUCGAUGGAGAUUACGACAUUAAAGCAGAAGGGAAAGGAUGUGUGUAUGUGCAGUUCACUUUGCGCUACAACAUCCCUCCUCCUCCUGACAACUCUUCAUUCAUCGUCUUAGCUUCAGCAUCUGGAAACUGCAGAGUCCCAAAUCCAUCUUUGCAAGUGACUAUUAAUGUCAUGUAUAACGGCAAUCGACCAAAUACCAACAUGGUGGUCAUCGAAGUCAGGCCUCUUUCCGGAUUUGUGGCAGACGUGAACUCUGUGACUCUUGCGAAUGGCGAUUCCAAGUCGACUGACGGAGCUGUGAAGCGUGUGGAUCAAAUUGACGGCAACGUUAUCAUCUAUCUGGAUGGACUGACGAAGGGACAGGAGAAAGUGUACACUCUCACCAUCAUGGAGACUAAUUCGAUGGAUCACCUGAAACCCGCCGUUGUGAAAGUUUACGAUUACUACGAGACCAGUGACGUGGCUGUAACUGAAUACUUCUCGCCGUGUCCAGUUCAGUGAGAGUUUGUUCAGGAUCUGAGAACAGCAAGAAAAUGUUUUCCCCUUUAACUUGUUUUAUGGUGAUUUUACAUUUAUUACGUUUCACAAAACUUAGCAUGUUUACAUAACACACAUAUCCCAGGGUCUCUGUAUCUUAUCCUACUUGUUUUAUAUGUUUAGUUCUUUCGGUGUUGGAACAGGUCCCUUUUCCUUUCCAUAAAUCAUGUCCUGAAAAUUCUCAUAAAACAAAUUUUUAUAACUAUUUAUAAUUUCAAUCUAUAAAAUUCUUUAUAGAUUACUCUUUAUCUUGAAGGAAAAAAAACAGGUUCAAACCCGGUCACUGAUAUCUGCAUUUUCAGACGACGUGUUUGGGUUUACUGAGGAAGAUGUUGUUGAAAAGAAGAAGCUGUGUGUUAUAAAGGCCUUGAAGUCCUCACUGUCUUUAUCAUUGCUUAGGCCUCACAGUGGAACAACAAGACAAUUUCACAAAAGAUUAAAGCAAAUACAAAGUAAAUUUAUGCAAAGAUAAAGGUUUGUCCUAAUCUGACCCCAGAAACAGAUUGAGCGUUUUCCUUAUCUGUGUUUUUGUGCUUUAGGAUGAAGUAGAAACUGUGAUUCUUGUCAUUUUUUGUCAUACUUUAAAACUCAAACACAAUCCGCUAAUAAACACUGUUAUAAGCA